This is a messenger RNA of Ostreobium quekettii, 1794 nucleotides long. The record is from the annotation of a GenBank genome assembly. Lineage: Eukaryota; Viridiplantae; Chlorophyta; Ulvophyceae; Bryopsidales; Ostreobiaceae.
AUGGCCGCGGGACUGGUCCACCCGCGGCCCAGUGCCCCCCUCAUCCCUAGGAUCCCCACCCGCCCAUCCCCAUCCCAUUGCCGCCCGGUGACCUCCGGCCGGCGCCUCCGAUCGGGUGUGGCGCUCGUCGCGCGGCCACACCGGCACGCCGAGUCCUCGCGCGACGGUGGCGAGGCCGAUUCGGCCUCCGCUGGGCCGCCAUCGGACACCGUCGUCGAUUCGUCGGCGGCGAUUGACGGCAUCGACGAGGGUGCCGAUUCUGGACGAACCGGGGAGGCCAGUUCGUCCGGAGACGAACUGGUGGGCAUCGAAGGAGCCCAGGUGACGAACGGGGGCCCUCUGGCGGCUGAAUCAUCGGUGGGGGAGAGCGGGGAGACAACGUCCACGGUCCCUGUGGCCCCGGUGGGUGAUGACGCGCAAAGGGGGGAAAAAAUUCCCAGGAGGGAGCCGCAGGGCGGGCGGCAGCCGCCCAGGAGGAUUUCAUCUGUGGCCCAGUCGUCGGGGUCGGUCUACGGCCCGGAGGUGGACACGGGUUUCAGCUGGGAGGAGUUCAUGAAGAGCGGGCUGCCGAAGAAGCUGGGCGUGCUCCUGGCGCUCAUCGCGUUCACGCGGCUGGGGGUGUACAUCCGCCUGCCGGGCGUGGACGUGGACGCGUUCUCGGAGACGAUGAAGUCGUCGGGCCUGCUGGGGUACGUGGACGCACUGUCGGGGGGGUCCAUCUCGAAGGUCGGCCUGUUCUCACUGGGUAUCAUUCCAUACAUUAAUGCAUCCAUCCUCCUCCAAAUCCUCUCUGCUGUCUUUCCUGGCCUCAAGAAGCUACAGCGUGAAGAGGGCCCUCAGGGCAGGGCAAGGUUCCAGUACAUACAGAAGAUAGUGGCACUCGCCUUUGCAGUCGUUCAGGCAGUUGGGCAGCUGACGUACAUCCGGCCCUUCGUCUCUGACUGGAGUCUUGGCUGGUUGGCUGUGGGAACGCUGGAGCUCACAGCCGGGGCUGCGGUCCUCAUAUAUAUUUCUGAGGUCAUUGGGGAACUGCAACUUGGGAAUGGCACGUCCCUCCUCAUCUUUGCCAACAUUGCUUCUGCCCUCCCCUCGUCCCUUGGGGCCACACUUCAGCAGGCUACUAAGAGUGACGUGGCUAACCUGGGUGUCUUUGGUGCUGCCUUCUUCCUGACAACUCUGGGGAUCGUCUAUGUACAAGAGGCAGAGCGUAGAAUCCCAAUGAACUACGCGUCCAGGUACCGUGGUGCCCUGCAAGGCUCAUCAUACCUGCCUUUCAAGGUGAACGCAACUGGGGUGAUGCCUGUCAUCUUUGCCUCAUCGAUUCUUGCCCUUCCAUCGACCCUGGCAAGGAACACAGACAACCCAAUCGUGCAGGGCGCUGCUCAGCAAUUGUACCCAGGGGGUCAGCUGUAUCUUCCGGUCAGCGUUGCAUUGAUUGCCUUCUUUAAUUGGUACUACACUUUCAUACAACUGGAUCCCAAGGAUGUGAGCGAACAGCUCAAGAAGCAGGGGGCGUCGAUUCCGGACGUGAGGCCCGGCAACGCCACAACAGAGUACAUAACAAAGACCCUUAACCGGAUGUCCGUGUUGGGCUCCGCGUUCCUUGGGGCCCUGGCCGCUGCGCCAGCCGCCGUCGAGGCCCUCACGCACCUGACGGCCUUCCGAGGAUUUGCUGGGACCUCGGUCCUCAUCCUGGUGGGCGUGGCCACAGACACCGCGCGAAGGGUAUCUGCCGAGCAGGCCAUGGGGAAGUACAAGGACAUAGACCAGCUGUACAAGGACAUGGCACCGUAG